UGACUUAAAAAGAGUUGUGGCUAAGGUAAGUUAAGACGAUUAGAUUCUUGAUUUUGAGCGUAACAUGAAAAAAACUUGAGGCUCACAUUUAAUGCAAAUGAACUUUUCCCUCUGUCUUCUUCUUCAUCAUCAUCAUCCAUAGCUCCAAUUAGCAGAAAAACUAAAAGAAAAUGACACUCCUUCAAGCUCCAUCUUCUCCAACUCUAACAUUUCAUCAGUAUUGUACUUCACAAUCCAAAGCAGGGUUAUAUGUAGCUGAGAAGUCUUUUAUUCAGUCUACUUUGAGUGGUUCUUGUUUUUUGUCCUCUCAAAGGCAAGUGAAAGGUUUGAACUUUUCGUAUACAUGUUCAAGAUUGAGCUCAGUUACAGCUAAAGCUGCUUCAAAUGGAGUGUCAGGUCAAACAGCCGACUCUGAAGUACUUAAAGCCCUAUCCCAGAUAAUUGAUCCUGAUUUCGGGACUGACAUAGUCUCUUGCGGAUUUGUGAAGGACCUACUGGUUGAUGAAAAUUUGGGAGAGGUUUCAUUUCAGUUAGAGCUUACAACACCAGCAUGUCCAAUCAAGGACAUGUUUGAGCAGAAGGCUAAUGAAGUGGUUGCUGAACUUCCUUGGGUUAAAAAGGUCAAUGUGACAAUGUCAGCUCAACCAGCAAAACCUAUCUAUGCUGGACAGCUUCCCGCCGGGCUACAAACAAUCUCCAACAUAAUCGCUGUUUCUAGUUGCAAGGGAGGGGUUGGUAAAUCAACUGUAGCUGUCAACCUAGCUUACACUUUGGCUGAUAUGGGAGCUAGAGUAGGUAUAUUUGAUGCAGAUGUAUAUGGUCCUAGUUUGCCAACUAUGGUGUCCCCAGAAAACCGGAUACUUGAAAUGAAUGCAGAGAAAAGAACCAUCAUUCCAACUGAAUACAUGGGUGUGAAGUUGGUAUCUUUUGGAUUUGCUGGGCAAGGGCGUGCAAUUAUGCGAGGUCCCAUGGUUUCUGGGGUCAUCAACCAACUGCUGACUACUACAGAAUGGGGAGAAUUGGACUAUCUAGUUAUUGACAUGCCCCCUGGAACUGGUGAUAUUCAACUCACUCUAUGCCAGGUUGUUCCUUUGACUGCUGCAGUUAUUGUUACUACACCUCAAAAGCUAGCAUUUAUUGAUGUUGCGAAGGGUGUCCGUAUGUUCUCGAAGCUUAAGGUGCCUUGCGUUGCCGUAGUUGAGAACAUGUGCCACUUCGAUGCUGAUGGAAAACGUUACUACCCCUUUGGCAGGGGUUCAGGGUCUCAGGUUGUCCAGCAGUUCGGAAUACCCCAUCUAUUCGAUCUCCCUAUACAACCAGCUCUAUCUGCUUCUGGAGAUAGCGGAAUGCCUGAAGUGGUAGCUGAUCCUCAAGGUGAAGUUUCCAGAACGUUCCAAGAGUUAGGCGUGUGUGUAGUACAACAGUGUGCCAAGAUUCGUCAACAAGUAUCAACUGCAGUGAGUUAUGAUAGAUCUUUCAAGGCAAUCAAGGUCAAAGUACCUGAUUCCGAUGAAGAGUUUUAUUUGCACCCUGCAACUGUAAGAAGAAAUGAUCGUUCUGCCCAAAGUGUGGACGAAUGGUCGGGUGAACAGAAACUGCAAUACUCUGAUAUCCCAGAUGACAUUGAACCUGAAGAGAUUCGGCCUUUGGGAAACUAUGCUGUGGAAAUAACCUGGCCAGACGGAUUUAACCAGAUUGCUCCGUAUGACCAGCUGCAAAUGAUGGAACGCUUAGUUGAAGUUCCUCAACUUACUCCUGCAUAGGGAUGAUUUGAAGUCGAAAAUCGAAUACAAAUACAGUUUGGAAGAACUUUUGUAUUUUAAUUAUACGUAGAUAGAAAUUUUCACUACCAUUUUAGUUCAUAAUAUUGUUAUCUUUGUAGCAAAUCUUCACUAGUGUGUAUCAUUUUGUCACAGCAAUCUAUGCUUCAUUAUUGUUGUACAUCA
Molecule: messenger RNA, 1946 nt
Organism: Solanum lycopersicum (tomato)
Lineage: Eukaryota; Viridiplantae; Streptophyta; Magnoliopsida; Solanales; Solanaceae
Product: fe-S cluster assembly factor HCF101
Biological process (GO): iron-sulfur cluster assembly
Cellular component (GO): chloroplast stroma
Molecular function (GO): 4 iron, 4 sulfur cluster binding; ATP binding; ATP-dependent FeS chaperone activity
Source: RefSeq, marked validated